This is a messenger RNA of Pimephales promelas (fathead minnow), 1082 nucleotides long. Its product is annotated as reticulon-3-B. Gene Ontology annotation, cellular component: postsynaptic density; endoplasmic reticulum membrane; neuron projection. Gene Ontology annotation, biological process: neuron differentiation; brain development; endoplasmic reticulum tubular network formation. The record is from RefSeq and is a predicted model, not a curated record. Lineage: Eukaryota; Metazoa; Chordata; Actinopteri; Cypriniformes; Leuciscidae.
UCCACUGAAACAUUUCGACUCGCUACACCUCCACACUUCAGACGAGCGCUGAGCACGGUUCAUAACAUCCGGUGAUAUGGCAGAUCCAGCCGUCUCCUCAUCCUCAGGGCUGAACUCCAUUGUGUUGUUGAAAGACUCCAACUCAUCAGUGCAGGAUUGGACCACAGAAAAGGACCACGAGGGCCUCUUGCCAUGCUUUAAACAUCCCUAUGUCUCUGCAGUGCAGGAAUUGGUGUAUUGGCAGGAGCCGAAGAAGUCGUCGCUAGUGUUUGGCGGCUCGAUGCUGGUGCUCACGUCUCUAGCCAGGUUCAGUGUCAUCAGUGUCGUGUCCUACCUGCUCCUGGCCCUGCUCUGCGUCACCAUCACUUUCCGAGUCUAUAAGUCAGUCGUGCACGCGGUACAGAAGUCCGACGAAGGACACCCUUUUAAAUUUCUGAUGGAAAGAGAUAUCCGCAUUCCACCGGACACAGCCCACAGGUACAUGGACAUGUUUCUGGAGAAAUUAAACACUGCUCUCAUUCAGACCAGAAGACUUGUGCUUGUAGAAGAUGUGGUGGAUUCCCUGAAGCUUGCAGCUGUUGUGUGGUUUCUGACAUGUGUGGGGGCCGUCUUCAAUGGGAUCACAAUUUUAAUACUAGCUGAUGUCGUUUUGUUCUGCACACCGCUACUGUAUGAGAGGAACAAAACCCAGAUUGAUGCUUAUUUGGUGCGUGUGCAAUGUCGGCUUGAAGAGAAACUGGCAAAAUCCCUUUUGUUCAGGAGCUCAAACCUCUGGUGCAAACCAAUGAGACAGUUCACAUAACGGUACUGUUAUGAACCCAUCUUGUCCCUCAGACUGCAAGACAAACUCCCCGGUCCCGUAAAAUGGAGCAAAGCAGAAUGAUGGGUUUCUAUCAUCAGGAAAAACCUGCGCAUCCAUUGAAUUACAGUAUUCUUUAUAUAUUAGUAGAAAGAAGCCAUAGGCCUGUUUCUGCACUCCAGUCAUUUCAAGUUUCUGUUUAAUCAUUGAUGUUUGUAUGUACAGACAGACUAUACGAACUCUGCAUAUGUGCACAAUAAAGUGAGCUUUGAUUAACAGCGUC